AUGCAGCAGGAGUGGGAGGAGUUUGUGCAAGAGUUCUAUACAGCAUAUAGCAGACUGGCUGACGAACAGUCUCUGAGUUCCUCAGAGGAACGAGAGCUGUUUCUAGACGAAUGCUUUGGCAUGUACUGCAGGAUAAUGGAGGAGCAGCUGCUGGAAUCAAUAAGGGCUAAGGCGGGCGCACCCCUCGCCACCACGCCCCCAGCCUCCAACACUGUGGAGGCGCCGCACCGGAAGGGGAAGCGACGUCAGCGUCGUCGUGGCUGGCCCUCUCCUGCCCCCAGCAGCUCUUCCUCCAGCAGCGGGGAGGCUCCGCGUCGCAGGUGGAGGCCGAGUCGGCGGUGCCGCAGGAGGAAGCUGCGCGUGCGUCAUCGCGGUCGGCCCACUGCCGCCCCCAGCAGCUCCUCGUCCACCUCCGGCAGCAGCGAGGAGUUGCGGCGCGAGAGGCGGAGGCCCAGCCGCCGGUGUCGCGCCUGCGUCCGCACCAGGGGGGCCGCGCAGCUGUCGGGAACACACGGGGGCGGUCUGCGCCGAACGAGAGCUGUUUCUAGACGAAUGCUUUGGCAUGUACUGCAGGAUAAUGGAGGAGCAGCUGCUGGAAUCAAUAAGGGCUACGGCGGGCGCACCCCUCGCCACCACGCCCCCAGCCUGCAACACUUUGGAGGCGCCGCAGCGGAAGGGGAAGCGACGUCAGCGUCGUCGUGGCUGGCCCUCUCCUGCCCCCAGCAGCUCUUCCUCCAGCAGCGUGGAGGGUCCGCGCCGGAGGUGGAGGCCGAGUCGGCGGUGCCGCAGGAGGAAGCUGCGCGUGCGUCAUCGCGGCCGGCCCACUGCCGCCCCCAGCAGCUCCUCGUCCGCCUCCGGCAGCAGCGAGGAGUUGCGGCGCGAGAGGCGGAGGCCCAGUCGCCAGCGUCGCGCCUGCGUCCGCACCAGGGGGGCCGCGCAGCUGUCGGGAAUACACGGGGGCGCUCUGCGCCGUAG
Messenger RNA from Schistocerca serialis cubense, 975 nucleotides. RefSeq names its product CLK4-associating serine/arginine rich protein-like. The transcript is spliced from 6 exons. Lineage: Eukaryota; Metazoa; Arthropoda; Insecta; Orthoptera; Acrididae. The record is from RefSeq and is a predicted model, not a curated record. Bases 1 to 975 code for a protein of 324 amino acids.